UGAUCGCAACCUCCCGCCCACUGACAGUUUGCGAUCGGCGGGCGCGUUGUCAGCACGCCGCCGCCGCCGCCGCAUAUGCCUCGGUGCCUCGCGUGCUGCGCGCCAAUGUUGUCAUCGCCUCGCGGACACGAACGUCACGCCAUAAAUAAACAAAGUACAUCGCCAGUGACUCACGGACACGGACAAGUGUGUAAACAAUUUAGCGUUCUCAUUACAAGUGCUUUCUUACAUAUCUAAGUUGAAAUUCAGUGAAAAUAUAGCAUUAAUGGAUGUUGACACUCUUAUUUUGAGAUGAUGAAGAAUAAAAGUUCGCGGUAGAGGCACCCGAUAUGAACUCGGACGUCCACCGCCACCAGGCGCAUCCACCGCUUGCACAGCACAGCGUGGGCCCUUGCGGCUGGUACUCGGCGUCGGCGACGCCCGCGCCCACCGCGCCGGCCCGCCUCAAGCGCGCGCAGCCCCCGCACCAGCUGCCGUCCGGGGGAGGUGUGAGCAGCAAUGGGCCGCACGCGCCCGUGUCUCCCACCGCACUGCAGAACCCCGCAGCACACAACAAUGUGAUGCCGUCAUCGGUCCGCGCGGCUGGCCCCGCCCCGGGCGCCAUGCACGCCUCACAGACCACCGCUGCGGCAACAAAGGGGUCCAGCGACCUGUUGGUGAGCUCGACGUGCCAGAACCCGCCGCCCGUCGCCACCCGCCUCACCAACAUGACCCAGUACCCCUGGCACCACGGCGCCAUCUCUCGGGAGCGCGCGGAGGCGCUGCUGUCGAGCUCGCCUGACGGCGUGUUCCUCGUGCGCGAGAGCACCAACUUCCCCGGCGACCACACGCUCUGCGUGCGCUUCCGCGGCCGCGUCGAGCACUACCGUGUAAAAUGGGCGACGGUGCCGGACAGUCAAACGCAAAGGCUCACCAUCGACGACGAAGAGUUCUUCGACAACAUGACUGAUUUAAUACACCAUUACCUAAAAGACGCCGACGGGCUGUGCACGAAGCUGGUGCGGUGCCUGCCCAAGGCGGCCCCCAACGGCGCUAGCAACCCGCUGCAGCCCCCCUACCCACCGCAUCCGCAGCAGCCGCCGCCGUACCCGCCGACGCCGCCGGUGCCGGCGCAGGCGCACUUCGCGCCCACGUACGCGCAGCAACAACCCCCGCCGCAGGACACUGUCGACGCCGCCAAGUUCCUCGACGCGCGCUGGAUAAUCAACGAGCGCGACCUGGAGAUCCGCGAGAACAUCGGCAAGGGCGAGUUCGGGGACGUGAUGCUCGGCAUCCUCAACGGGACCCUCAAGGUGGCCGUCAAGAUCCUCAAGGACCGCGAGGCGGCCAGCAAGUUCCGUGCCGAGGCCUCCGUCAUGGCGUCCCUCAAGCACGAGAACCUGGUGCGGCUACUGGGGCUGGUGUUCAGCUCGUCAGGGACCUGCCUGGUGACGGAGCACUGCGCGCAGGGCUCGCUGCUCGACUACCUGCGCAGCCGCGGCCGCCAUUACGUCACGCAGCGGGACCAGAUCAACUUCGCCUACGACACGUGCUGCGGCAUGGAGUACCUGGAGCGGCAGCGCGUGGUGCACCGCGACCUGGCGGCGCGCAACGUGCUCAUCAGCGCGGAGGGGACCGCCAAGGUGGCGGACUUCGGCCUCGCGCGCACCGACCAGGCGCCCGACGACCCCGCCGACCAGCUGCGCCUGCAGGCCAAGCUGCCCAUCAAGUGGACCGCCCCCGAGGCGCUCAAGUACAACAAAUUUUCAAAUAAGUCUGACAUGUGGAGUUUCGGUAUCCUGCUCUGGGAGAUCUAUUCGUUCGGAAGGGUGCCAUAUCCUAGAAUUCCGCUGGCGGAGGUGGUGCGGCACGUGGAGCGGGGGUACCGCAUGGAGGCGCCGGAGGGCUGCCCGGCGGGCCCGUACGACGUGAUGCGCGCCGCCUGGCACGCCGACCCCGCGCAGCGACCCACGUUCGCCGCCACGCGCCGCACGCUCGCCGCCAUCCAGGACCAGGCGCUCGCCCAGGCCCAGGACCACCCGGUCAGUCUACUUUAG
Messenger RNA from Cydia amplana, 2036 nucleotides. It is a transcript of the gene Csk, whose product is annotated as tyrosine-protein kinase CSK. Gene Ontology annotation, molecular function: ATP binding; non-membrane spanning protein tyrosine kinase activity. Bases 330 to 2036 code for a protein of 568 amino acids. The record is from RefSeq and is a predicted model, not a curated record. NCBI's taxonomy places the organism in Eukaryota, Metazoa, Arthropoda, Insecta, Lepidoptera, Tortricidae. Gene Ontology annotation, biological process: protein phosphorylation. The transcript has 15 exons.